AGUUUUUUGGAGAGCACAAGUUAACAUGUUGCGUGUCUGCACCCUGCAGUCAAUUGUGAUACUUCUUGGAGUUGCAGACGGUCGACUGCUGGACGGACUCCCGCACUUCCCGCCCCCCCCCUCCUACCUGCCCGUCAACUUCACCCUCCUCCAUGCCGACUCCGCCUUCUUCCUGAAGGAGGCCAACCAGGACAUCAUGCGCAACUCCAGCCUGCUGUCGCGCACCGAACCAUUCGUAGUGUUCCGUGCGCGCCGCACGCCCAUGGUCAACGCCACCUACGGGCCGCUGUCGGUCAGCCAGCCCGUCGCCAUGGAGCUCCUGCAGCCCUCCGGCUCCGUGUUCCCCUCUUCCUCGUCCUCCUCCUCCACCUCUUCCUCCUCCUCCUCAUCCUCUUCAUCCUCGCCUUUGUUCACCUUUAACUGGGAGGUCCAGACCUUCAUCAUCUCCGAGCGGGUUUACCUGCGGCGCCCGCGCGUCCAGGUGCUCUUCUACGUGUCCGGCCGCGACUGGGACGACUACAGCACGGUGGGCCGGCUGCCCUGCGUGUGUCUGUCGGCCUUCCACGAGACGCAGGAGGCGCGCGGCGUCUGCCAGCUGGCCGGCGACCUGGGCCUGUGCGUGGCCGAGCUGGAGCCGCUGCCCGGCUGGUUCAGCCCGCCCAGCGUGGUGCCCGGGCGCCAGCGGGCCUCCUCGGACCCUUCCGAAGGGACCCCUGUGGAGCUCUACUACCGGCUGCUGGAGCCCAGUCCGGAGGGCGGCUGUGGGGGACUCGGGGGGGCCGAGGACUCGGGGGCCAGGCGGAGGGCUCACCGGCCGGGGCCCGGGGGAGGGAGAGGGGGCUUCAGCACGCCCAUGCGGAGGAUAGGCAAAGUGCGGCUCCACCAGGCGCCCGCGACCCCUCAGCUGGCCGAGCGGCGUCUGGACGGGAACUUUGCGGUGCUGGUGCCGUCCGAGCCCGUCCGGCAGCGGGAGGCGGUGUCGGCGUUCAUUGCCACGGCGCCGUACUCGCCGGUAGAGGCCUUCACGCUCAGGGUGAAGUUAAAAGAGGGCUUUGCCUUUCUGGGGGCGCGGCCGAGCAACCCUACCCUGUGGAUGGUGAGCCAGGACGUCCGCAGCGAAGGGCACAGGGUCGUAACCUUGCACUGCCGCCGCAAGGAGGUCAGCUACGGACAGAGGGUGGAGGUAGGCUGGCAGCGGGUGCUGCAGGUGGAUCUGGAGGUGGAUGCGGUCGCGGGUGGUGUGGCCGCGGCUGCUGCGGUUGGUGCGGCCGGCAGUCACUCCAUCUCCUGGCAGGUGGAGUACCCGCCUGGCAGAGGCCUGGUGCUGGAGGCAGACACCCACCUGCAGCUGGCGCAGAGGGAGCUGGGGGGCAUCGUGCCACUGGCCAUGGAAACAGAGAUCUUGAACACGGCGGUCCUGACUGGGAAGACGGUCGCCGUGCCGGUAAAGGUGGUGACGGUGGGUGUGGAUGGCGCGGUGACGGACGUAUCCGACUCGGUGGAGUGCCACUCAACGGACGAGGACGUCGUCAAGGUGUCGGACCGCUGUGACUAUGUGUAUGUGAACGGUAAAGAGCAGCGGGGGCGAGUGCGGAUGACGGUGAACUUCACCUACAGCUACCUGAGCGCCCAGCUGGAGAUGAGUGUGUGGGUCCCACGCCUGCCCCUGCAGAUCGAGCUCUCCGACAACGAGCUCAGCCAGAUCAAGGGCUGGAGGAUCCCCAUACAGGCCAGCAGCAGCCAGCGGUCUGCACGGGACAGUGAUGACGACGAGGAGGAUGACCGGCGAGGGCGUAGCUGCACCCUUCAGUACCAGAAUGCAAUGCUGCGUGUCCUCACACACUUUGUGGCCGAGGAGGCCCGUGGUCAGCUGACCUACAUGCUGGGCUCUGAUUGGCAGGUGGACAUCACAGGGCUGGUGUGGGACUUCCUGAAGGUGGAGGACCCACGCAUCGUCCGUCUGCAGGAGGGACGCAGGCUGGUGGGAUUAGGUGCAGGCAUGACAGGCAUACAGGUGCUGUCCCCGCUGUCGGACUCCAUCCUGGCGGAGCGUACAGUGCGUGUGCUGGAAGAGCGGGUCAGCAUCAUGGAGCUCGGGCUGCAGCUGGUCAGCGGCCUCUCGCUCAGCCUGCAGCUCAGCCCGGGCAGCAACAGGGCUGUCCUCGCCACGGCAACCACGCAGGAGGAGCUCAGCAACCCCAAACAGGAGGCACUGGUUAGCGUCUGGCUACAGUUCAGCGACGGCUCGGCCGCACCCCUCGACCUCUACGACCCCGGGAGCUUCCAGCUGAGCGCCACGUCCCUGGACGAGACGGUGGUGCAGGUGCAGACCCAGGCGCGGUCACCCGGCACCGGCGUUGGAGACACGGCGGGCACUGAUUCGUUGGCAUCCUCCUCGCGCCACUGGCCGGUCAUCGUGGCGCAGAGCGAGGGGCAGGGCCUGCUGCUGCGGGUGGAACUGAGCGUGCCCGAGACGUGCCAGCGCUACAAGCCACGCCGUGCCGCCACAUUGGCCUCGGGCACGUGCCAGGUGCGCGUGCGCUUUGGCCCGCCCGAACCCCCCGAGGUGGCCGAGGACGGCGGCAGAGGCGGUGAUGGCGGUCGAGGGCCCCCCAUGAACCGGCCGCCCCAGCGGAGGCCCCCGCCCGUGUCCUCGGCCAGCGUGCACUACGGCAGCUCCGUGUCAGACGCCGGCGACGCCGUCAUGAGGCGGCUCGGCACCACUGCCGCCUCCACCACCAGGACCAACAUCCUACGGAGGCCGGGAGGGGACAAACUGUCGGACGACGGCAGCCAGCUCCCCGUAGACUUUGCUGACUUCCCAGCACAGGUGGACGUGCCGCGAGGACGUAACAUGGACGGCGAGGAUGACGAGGGCCUGACCAACGAAGACUUGCUGCAGACGGCGCGGGGCCUGACCGACCUGGAGAUCGGCAUGUACGCGCUGCUGGGCGUCUUCUGCCUGGCCAUCCUGGUGUUCCUCAUCAACUGCGUCUCGUACGCCCUCAAGUACCCGCACAAGGAGCUGGGAGGAGCCGAGGAGGGGGGCCUGGAGGGGGGGGCGGCGAGGCCUCACGCCCACGACUGGGUGUGGCUGGGCAGCGAGGGCGGCGCCGAGCUGGGCCUCUCCCCGCACCGCGACGAGGACACCGGCCUGGGCGUGCUGGUGAUGGACAGCAGUCUGGGCGCGCUGGAGGAGGGCAGCCAGCUGCUCAACGGCGGAGGGGCCGUCCCGGGGCUGCAGAAGCACGUGCAGGGGCAGAUGCGCCGCUCGCCGGACGCCAGCGGGGCAGGAGGCCAAGGGGGCAGUAAAGAGGCCAAGGGGGACUCGCCGACCAGUAAGAGGAAGCGCGUGAAGUUCACCACCUUCAGCACGGCGGCGGAGCGCGGCAGCCCCGCGAGCGAGAGCGUGGGAUCGGGAUCGGGAUCGGGAUCGGGAUCGGGAUCGGGAGGGGACAUCCAGUGGGUGUGUCGGGACGUGGAGCUCAACGACUCCAAAGAGCUGCGGAACUAUAUGGAGAGGCUGAGUGACGGCGUGCUAAGAGACGUGGUCUAGUCCUGCUCCUUUUCCUCACUUCUUUUCGUUUCAUUUCUUUGUUUUUCUGUUUCUGUUUUUGUUUUUUUUAAGUAUUCGUGCGUGUGCUAAAACUGGACUGAAGUCACCUCUUUGCCUUUUUUAAAAAAAGAAAAAAAUAAGAAGAAAAACACACAAACAUAGACAUAACAUAACAUUCAUUCUCCCUGGGAAGUUUUUAAUUUUCGCAACAGAAAAAUAAUUCUGUCCCAGAACCAUGGUAACAAGAGGGUUUUUUGCCGUUAUGGUUGUUUACUGUGGUUGACAUGGCAACUCCUGCGGAGAUUCAUUUAUUACCUUAAUACAAUCUGUGAUCAUAUUGCAGCCUGCUCAAAAUGGUGUUCCGAACAUGCCCACACACACACACACACACACACACACACACACACACACACACACACACACACACACAUUACUUGUGAAAGGGAAACAUGACAAAUAUUAGUUUGUAUUUAUGGAUUUUAUUAUGGUUAUUUUCCUGAUCGAAUACUUGUUCUUUGUCAUCAUCAUACUUUUAUGCCAUAAUAUAUAUAUUUUUUGUAGUUAAGAGUGAAUGAUUGCAUUCUGACAUUUGCCAAUACUUUGUUUGUCACCUAAAGACAUACGUA
Messenger RNA from Alosa sapidissima (American shad), 4182 nucleotides. Its product is annotated as transmembrane protein 132C. Lineage: Eukaryota; Metazoa; Chordata; Actinopteri; Clupeiformes; Clupeidae. The record is from RefSeq and is a predicted model, not a curated record.